AUUGGGGUAGAGGGGCUUUCAGUGCCUGCGGGGGACUACAAACAUCUUGCAUCAAAUCCUGUUUUGUGCGUGUGACCCUAAUGAAGUGUAAAUGAAACAAUGCUGUUCCUGCUCAGUGAUGACUGCUGGGAUGCAGAACUGUCGGGGAGAUGUGGCCCCUGCAGCUGUGACCAGUUAGUGACUGCAUGUGGUAGAGCCAGCUGCCUUUAUACCAGGGCUUAUGUGAUGUCAUGGACAGAGGGAGUGGUAGCAGAUGCCAUCAGUUAGAAGAGGUUAUAUCAGGGGUGUGAGAAUUUGGCUGCACAUAAUGAAUGGAUAUCUCCCUGGGGUUCCAGCACUUUGUCCUUUAGGAUAUUCCUUCCCACUCUGCAGCUAAGGACACACUGCUGUGUACAAGUCAUUUUGCAGGAAGCUGGUGAGGAGAGAGGAGUUCUCAGUAUUGCUGGAUAGCUCUCUGGUGCAGGAUAAACUUUCAGCACUCCCAGCCUGAGGACCAGGGAGGACACUUCUUACUGGAGGCUCAUCCUUUCAUUCAUCACUACUACCCCCAGCAUCUCCGAAGCUCAUCAUUGCGGGAUCUAGGGCAGAGAUAGUACUGCUCAGAUAGAGAUGUUAAGCUGUGUUACUGUGGCAAUGCUGUGCUUGGUGUUUGGAUGCCUGAUGCUGACAGGUCACAGUUCUGGCUCCAAGUUAAAAGCACCUGUAUUAAAUAUAAAGGGGAAGGAGUUAGUAGUACGAGUCGGCCAGCCAAUACACCUUACAUGCAGAGGUGAUCAAACAGUUUCCUGGAAAUUCCCAGCUGCUUCCAGGAAAGAAAGCAAAAGGUUCCACAUAACAGAUAAUUCCUGCCAAGGAAGCCCCAUGACAGUGUGCCAUAGAAACCUUACAUUGCACAACGCUCAGAUAAGUGACACUGGAUUCUACAGCUGCCAGUACGAAUUCUUUACCUCACCCAGAAACCCAUCCGGUAUCUAUAUAUUUAUUACAGACGAGAACAGUGCAUUCGUAGACAUGCAUGACAAAGUACCCCAAAUCAUCACCAUAACAGAAAGAGAGAGGUUGGUUAUCCCUUGCCGGGUUACAUCACCAAAUAUCACUGUCACAUUAAGACAGAACUUUCAAAAUGUAUUAUCUCACCCCGAUGACAAGGACGUUAUUUGGGAUAACAAGAAAGGCUUCAUUAUUCGAAAACCAAUACAUCUGUUGCCUAUUGGCCUAUUAAGAUGUCAAGCUAAUGUUAAUGGAGUCACUUACAUCUCAUCCUACUAUAUCAACAGGCAAUCCAGUGCAAUACAUAAGGUGUGGCUCGAUGUGCCAAGUUCCAUCAGGCUCCUACGUAAUGCCACCCUAGCUAUAAAUUGUAGCGUCACCACCAAUCUAAAUUCGAGAGCUGAAAUACAAUGGACCUAUCCUGGAAUGCAAUUUGGUCGACUGGCCUCCAUAAUAAAGAGAAUCAUCUUAUCAGACUCAGAAGCUGUGGUGUUCAGUAAGCUAUUUAUUCACAAAGUAAAGACCAUUGAUCAAGGCUUGUAUACUUGCACCGCGAAGAAUGGACCUUCAACCAAAUCCAUUAAUACAACAGUUCGUGUUCAUGCUUCUCCUUACAUUAAUGUUAAACCUCGCAAGACCGGUGUAUUAGAAGCUGUGGUGGGUCAGAAAUCUUAUCGGCUUGCAGUGAAAGUGAGAGCCUUUCCUCCUCCAGAAAUUACAUGGUGGAAAAACAACUUAUUGGCAGCAGACAAAUGUGCACGGUACUUAAUAGACAAUGAUGUCCUAACUAUUAAGGAUGUGGCUGAAGAAGAUGCAGGAGAAUACACAGUGUCCCUAAAGCUAAAACAGUGGAAUCUUAUCAAAAAUGUUACCAUGACCCUUAAAGUUAAUGUGAAGCCCCAAAUUUAUGAGAAAUCCAUGUCAAUCCAAGAACCACAACCGUACAUGCUGGGCAGCAGGCAAACUCUGACAUGUACAGUAUAUGGAGUUCCACCACCCAGAAUAACCUGGACCUGGCGUCCAUGUACGAGAAACCACUUUGGAUCAAGGUGUGAUUUCCACUCUGACAGUCCAGUUCCUUUAAUCAUCGGUAAAAACCGUAGCAUGGGAAAUAAGAUUUAUAGUAUUAUAGAACGUACACGUCUGAUCGAGGGGAGGAACAAGACCGCAGGGAUAGUUGUCAUAGAUGAUUCAUCGGUCUCCGGUAUCUAUACCUGCACAGCCUCCAAUAAAUUAGGAACUGAAAAAAGAGAUAUACAUUUUCACGUCACUGAUGUGCCCAGUGGAUUCCACAUUAGCAUGGACAGAUUAGCGAAAGAAGGUGAAAACAUGACCUUAACAUGUUCUGUCAACAAAUACCUUUACACAAACAUUAGCUGGAUUUUACGCAGGAGAAUGGGGAACCGAACAAUAAACCACAGCAUCAGUAAGCAGAGAAAUGCAGUCACCACUGAGUAUUCCACAGUCCUAACUGCGGUUAUCCAGAAUGCAACCCAUGCCGAUUCAGGAAUCUACGAGUGUAGAGCGACUAACACCUUCACUGGGGACGUUGUGUCCCAGGGCAAAGACAUUACCAUCAAGGGAGAACAUUGCAAUAAAAAAGUUAACAAUUCACGGACCUCUAAACAGAGAAGAAAAAAAUGUACAACAGAAAGUAGUGUAACCCAAUAGAAAUGACUCAAAGCUUCGUUCUCAAAGAUUGUGAUUGAAAAUCAAAGGUACUGAAUAUACUUCCUGGAAGGACUGGAGAAAUGGCUGCCGAUAUAUGGAGCAGUGGCUGCAGGCCACAUUCUUAUCAUUCUCUACUGUAUCGGAAGCCAUUUAUGUUCCUGAAAUAAGCCAGUCCAAAGAUGGAAGAGAUAAAGUUCAAAGAUUAUUCUGCAGAUUUUCUCCAGUGUUAACAAUACGCGAGCCUAUAAUGAAUAUAGUGCUAAGGAGGAACAUAACAUUGCUAGCAAGAUUAGGCCAGAUCUGUAGCACAUCUUAAAAGGGUGGGGUGGGGUUAGGAUUAUUUUUACAAAUAUAUAAAUAUAUGGAGAACUUGCUUUUUUAUUCAGAUCUCAGGUUGGGAAAAUUAGGAAAAUUCUAUUUGCUUUCGUGCAUUUAUUGAGAAUAUCCAAAGCAGAAAACAAUGGAGCAUGAUGAAACAUCACAUACACAUUUCGAUAACUUGGUUUCCAUAUGAAUGGAUAUUUCAUUGAUUUUCUUGGUAGCUAUAAUGCACCUUACUGUUUGAGCUGCUAUAUUACAGAGUUAGAGCGAGGAGGAUCUGCCAUGUACAGAAAGUGCCAAGUAGAGGAAGAAGUUUGGGGAUUGAUGUAAACCACUUUUGGUCAUUGAUAUGGAAGCCAUUACAAGAUUUUGAAGCCCCUCUUCAGGCCAUGGACUUCUAUAAGGCCUAUUCAUAUAAAUAUAUAUAUAUAUAUUUUUUUUUUUUCUAGAGCUAUUUUUUCAGCUGGCAGCUGGACAACAUCGGGUUCUUUGCUCAUCACCUUCUUUGGUUCUAUGACGGUAGAAUGGUUGUGGUGAUUUAUUUUGAGAUUUGGCCAAUAUUUCUAUGCAAUUGUAUUAAGUUAUUUGAAAUGUUGCUUUGAAAUGUAUAAGCCUAUAUGAUCAGACACUUAAAAUCAUGACCCAACUGCAAUGUUUAUGGAUGGAAAUGUCUGCCGAAUCUCCAUAAGAUUCAGAUUGAUCAAUUGAUUGAUCGUCACAUUGUAUGGGGAGAUAUGGUAUCCUUAUAAAAGGGUUUUAUGCUGUCUUCGUGGAUGAUUCACAAAUACAUAUAGGGUAUGAUCAUUCAGCAUUGGUAGCAUCUUAGUAUUUGUAUGACCUCAGAAGUUAAGGAUUGUCCUUGGGAAGCACCAGACCACUUCUAGAUUAAUCUGUGGUUGGUUAACCAUGCUGUUUAUAAUGUCAUCGUACCAUGACCCUAUACAGAGAUAGAGUGUUGGCAGCAUGAUCAAUCACUUGGAAGCGCGAAAACUAAGACAACCUUGUAAGAUUAUUUCUCAGAAGGGUCAUAGGUGACCUUUUUUGGUGGCCACAUGUAGCAACGGGUCACCAAAGGUCCACCAUUGUUUUUUGUUGUUGUUUGCAUCAUGGUCUUUGGGAUGGUGUUAAUGUGCUAAACUUCUCUCUUGGUCAAUGGUGCUUAUUUACAGACCAUUUCAUGAUAGUGAGCUUUAGUUCUAUACUGGAAAUAAUGAUAUAGCAAAUACCUUGUAGAGAAACGGGGUCAUAUUUAAACUUAAAAUCAACUACACAUUUAUUUAAUAUAUUAACUUAUUCUACCCAUCUGCCCAUCUAGAUGAAAAAGGACAAGGAACAACGAGCAGCAAAUUACAUAUAUCAUAAGAAUAUGCAGUAUAUGUGUAUGUCAUCAAAACGUCUCAUAUAAGGUGAAGACUAGUGUUGAGCGUCAUAGGCCAUAUUCGAAUUCGCGAUAUUUCACGAAUAUAUGGACGAAUAUUCGUCAUAUAUUCGCUAAAUUCGCAUAUUCGUAAUAUUCGCGUUUUAUUUUCGCAUGUGCGGAAAUUUGCAUAUGCGGAAAUUUGCAUAUGCAAACAUUAGCAUAAACGGAAAUUGCAUAUGCGAAAAUUAGCACAUUUCACAUAUGCAAAAAUUCAUACGCCAGUCUCACACAGUAGUAUUAGAGCCUUCUUUACACCACACAAGCUGGAAGCAGAGAGGGAUGAUCACUGUGAUGUGUACUGUGAAAAAAAUUAGCAUUUUUUCUCAUUGCGAAUAUUCGCGAGCAACACUAGUGAAGACGUUUCUUAAGUUGUUCAGAUAGAUAAGUUGUCUAGGAAACAAAUCCUAUAGACCAGUGAUUUCCAAACUGUGGACCUCCAGAUGUUGCAAAACUACAACUGCAAGCAUGGCAUGCUUGCAGUUGUAAUUUUGCAGACCGGUCACAGUUUGGAGACCGAUGCUAUAGUCCAGUGUUUUCCAAACAGUUAUUAAAAGAACAGAUUUUUUUAUAACUCUCACCAGCAAUAAUUAUUUCUAGUUUGUCUAUAAUGUACAUACAUGCAAUCUCUACAGCCGUAUCUCAAAUCCCUAUUAUAUUGUAAAAAAAAAAACUGAAUAUAUUUAAAAAUAACCUAUUCUUUUGUAUGUUUUGUUUUGUUUGUUUUUUGGACGAUUGUACAUAAUUCCUUUAAUAUCUUAAUAUAAAAAUUUUAUUAAAAAAAAAUAUAUAUAUAUUUAGAUGGGAAUGCACUGAGAAAUAUUGGUAAAGAAAAGGUGUGACUUACACUGUUUACUGUUCUGUGGUGAGACAUUUAUGGUGUCUCCGGUAUCUUCAGGAAAGGUUUUUAUAAUGAACUAAAAACCUAGCCUACAAUUGUGGUGGUCAAGAUGGGUCCAACAUGUUAAAAUUCCAGAUUCACUCUGUUCUUCAAGACUACCCGCCAGCAAAUCCAUUUCUGAACUUACUAUUUUAGAUUAUAGGGCCUAUGGAGUGAAUUUUUUAUGUGCGCCCCCUACAGAAACAUGGUAUUGUGAAAUCUAAAAUACUAUAUUUAAUAAUUAAUUGAUUUUUGAAAUAGGGGUUUGUGGGUUGAUCUAGAAUCAGUAUGCAUAUCGCGAUAUAGCAGAAUGGUUUGAGGCCAUUGCUAUCGGACAGACAUAUUAUUGCAAAUGUAAUUUUUAGUAACACUGUUUUAUAUGAUUUUUUCCUAGUGUCCUUUAAAGGGGUAAAAAAAAAAAAUGUACUAGAAUUGUGGUUCAAGAUCCUGAUGCAGUAUAAAGUAGUUAUCCAGGAUUAGAAAAACUGAGCUGAUUCUUUUCUAAAAACAGCGCCACACCAGGUUGUGUGUGGCCUUGCAUCCCAGUUCCAUUAAAGGGGUACUCCGGUGGAAAACUUUUUUUUU
Hyla sarda is the source of this 5864-nucleotide messenger RNA. RefSeq names its product fms related receptor tyrosine kinase 1 (gene FLT1). Gene Ontology annotation, molecular function: ATP binding; vascular endothelial growth factor receptor activity. The record is from RefSeq and is a predicted model, not a curated record. Gene Ontology annotation, cellular component: plasma membrane. Bases 610 to 2661 code for a protein of 683 amino acids. The transcript has 13 exons. Gene Ontology annotation, biological process: protein phosphorylation; vascular endothelial growth factor receptor signaling pathway. Lineage: Eukaryota; Metazoa; Chordata; Amphibia; Anura; Hylidae.